Messenger RNA from Neoarthrinium moseri, 840 nucleotides. RefSeq lists its product as uncharacterized. The record is from RefSeq and is a predicted model, not a curated record. The transcript has a single exon. The coding region runs from base 1 to 840 and encodes 279 amino acids. NCBI's taxonomy places the organism in Eukaryota, Fungi, Ascomycota, Sordariomycetes, Amphisphaeriales, Apiosporaceae.
AUGGAGUCUCUAAGUAUCAAAAAGGCCUAUGUUGAUUCCGAAUACGGCCAGGUCCAUUAUCGGUAUGCGGUACCUCCUCAGGUUACCAGAGACACGCUCGUGUUCUUACACAAGUCUGCAUCAUCCUCCAUCUCUUAUACGAAACUGAUUCAACACUAUUCAUCUGCUGGUCAUUCAUGCUACGCUCCUGAUAUGCCAGGAUUUGGAGGUUCCUUUGACCCUCCACCUCCCGCGAUCGAUAUUAUCAGUACCAAGGGCACCCGAUGGUACGUGGACUUGUUCAUGAGUGUAUUCGAAGCUCUAGGUCUAGCCGACAAAGGUUUCCAUAUCAUUGGUCACCAUUCGGGUGCAUCCCUAGCGACUGAGAUGGCAGCCGUUUACCCGGACAAGGUAAAGAGCAUCUGUCUUGUCGGGGCCAGUAUCAUGAGUGCGGAAGAGCGGGCCAAGAUGAAGGAACAAUACUUUGCCCCCUUCAAUAAGCCUGUCCCUGAUGGAUCACAUCUUCUGAAAACCUGGGACUACCUCCGAGGUAUGGGUGUCGGGGACGAUCUUGAUCUGUUUCAGCGUGAAGCAAUUGAUCAUAUUCGUGCUUGGAAGGGCCGUAACCAAAUUUACGGGGCCAUUUGGGGUCAGGACAAGGAAACCUACUUCAAGAUGGUGAAGUGUCCGAUUGUCGUCAUGUGUGCCAGAGACGAUGUGCUGUGGGCUCAUGCAGAGAACGCGAAGAAACAUAGAUCUGACGUGCCCUUGAUUGAAGUCAAAGGAGCCAACUUCUCGUUGGAUAGAGAUGCAGAGGGUAUCAUCACGCAUUGGACUCAACUUAUAGAUAAAGCGUCGUAG